AUUCUGGAAAUUACCAGUUUUCCAAGGUACUUGAAGUUUUUUUUCUUCAGACUUACCAUUGUAAUAUGUGCUCUUUCUGCAGACAGCAAAGCCAUUGUAGAUGGGAACCUGAAACUCAUUUUAGGACUCAUAUGGACAUUGAUUCUUCACUACUCAAUUUCCAUGCCAGUAUGGGAUGAUGAAGAAACCGAAGAGACAAAGAACCAGACACCUAAACAAAGGUUGCUUGGUUGGAUUCAGAAUAAGCUUCCUGACCUGCCGAUCACUAACUUCAACAAAGACUGGAGAAGUGGAAAGGCAUUGGGUGCCCUGGUUGACAGCUGUGCCCCAGGUCUGUGCCCUGACUGGGAGGCUUGGGAUCCCAACAAACCUGUAGACAAUGCUCGCGAAGCUAUGCAGCAAGCAGAUGACUGGCUUGGAGUGCCCCAGGUGAUUACCCCAGAGGAAAUCAUACACCCAGAUGUAGAUGAGCAUUCUGUAAUGACCUACUUCUCACAGUUCCCCAAGGCCAAGCUUAAACCUGGAGCUCCCUUGAAACCUAAGUUGAAUCCUAAGAAAGCCAGAGCUUAUGGUCCAGGAAUUGAGCCCACGGGUAAUGUUGUGAUGCGUCCUGCUAUGUUUACUGUUGAAACAAUCAGUGCUGGGAAAGGUGAAGUGAUCGUCUUUGUGGAGGAUCCAGAAUGUCAAAGGGAAGAGGCAAAGGUGACCAACAACAAUGACAAGAACAAGACUUACUCAGUGGUUUAUGUGCCAAAGGUUGCAGGAAUACACAAGAUUACGGUUCUGUUUGCUGGGCAACACAUAUCUAAGAGCCCCUUUGAGGUGAGCAUUGACAAAGCUCAAGGUGAUGCAAGUAAGGUGACUGCGCGAGGACCUGGCCUGGAAACUGCAGGAAACAUUGCCAAUAAGCCAACCUAUUUUGACGUCUACACAGCAGGUGCUGGCAUAGGUGAUGUUUCAGUGGUCAUACUGGAUCCUCGAGGCAAAAACAUUGAAGUAACUGUUGAAGACAAGGGGAACAAUGUCAUUCGCUGCAGCUACAAACCUGUGCAAGCAGGACUGCACACAAUCAGGAUUAGCUUUGUUGGCACGCAGAUUCCAAAGAGCCCAUAUUCUGUUACCGUCGGUGAAGCUUGCAAUCCCAAUGCCUGUCGUGCCACUGGACGAGGCCUACAGCCUAAAGGCCUCCGAAUUCUUGAAGUUGCAGGCAUCAAAGUUGACACCAAAGCAGCUGGAAGUGGUGACCUGCAUGUUGUGGUGAAGGGACCAAAAGGACUGGAGGAGCCUGUGAAGCAAAAGACUCAGGAUAUGGGGGAUUCCUUUACCUAUGCCUAUGAGUACUACCCCAUUAUUCCUGGGAAACACAUUGUUACCAUCACUUGGGGAGGCCAUAACAUUCCCAGGAGUCCAUUUGAAGUUCAGGUUGACCCUGAAGCAGGACCUCAAAAAAUCCGUGCCUGGGGGCCAGGCCUGGAGGGAGGAAUUGUUGGCAAGUCAGCAGAUUUUCUGGUGGAAACUAUAGGAACAGAUGCUGGUGUGUUGGGUUUUGCAGUUGAAGGGCCCUCUCAAGCAAAGAUUGAAUGUGAUGACAAGGCUGAUGGCUCCUGCGAUGUGCGCUAUUGGCCUACAGAACCUGGUGAAUAUGCAGUGCAUGUUUUGUGUGACGAUGAGGAUAUUAAGGAUAGUCCAUUCAUGGCCAACAUCCAACUUGCCUUAAAUACUUCCAAUUCUGACAAGGUUAAAGCCUAUGGUCCUGGCUUGGAGAAGACUGGCUGUAUUGUUCACAAACCAGCUGAGUUCAUAGUUGAUGCUAAGGCUGCUGGGAAGGUACCCUUAAAAAUCUAUGCCCAAGAUUCUGAGGGUUUUCCGAUAGAUGUUCACAUAAAGAACAAAGGUGAUGGAAUCUUUGCCUGUUCCUACACUCCAACCAAACCGAUCAAGCACACUGUUGCAGUUUCCUGGGGUGGAGUUAAUGUACAACAAAGUCCCUUCAGGGUUAAUAUUGGUCAGGGAAGUCAUCCCCAGAAGGUCAAGGUGUUUGGUCCUGGUGUGGAGAGGUCUGGUUUGAAAGCAAAUGAACCCACUCACUUUACUGUGGAUUGCUCAGAAGCUGGAGAAGGUGAUGUCAGUGUUGGUGUGAAGUGUGACGCUCAUGUACUUGGUGAAUCUGAGGAGGACAUUGAUUUUGAAAUCAUUACAAACCCUAAUGAUACUUUUACAGUGAAAUAUGUGCCACCAGCUUCUGGACGCUACACCAUUAAAGUGCUGUUUGCUGGGGAGGAAAUUCCCAUCAGCCCUUUCAGGGUUAAAGUGGAGCCCUCUCAUGAUGCCAGCAAAGUUAAAGCUGAAGGACCUGGAUUGAAUAAAACUGGAGUGGAGCUGGGGAAGCCAACACAUUUUACUCUGUUCACAAAGGGUGCUGGGAAGGCCCCACUUGAUGUGCAAUUCACUGGGUCUGCAAAGGGAGAAGCUGUCCGCAACUUUGAAAUAAUUGACAAUUAUGAUUACUCUCACACUGUCAAGUAUACUCCAUUGCAGCAGGGUAAUGUUGGAAUUGCCGUGACCUAUGGUGGCGAUCCAAUUCCUAAGAGCCCCUUCAGUGUAGGAGUAGCCUAUCCACUGGACCUGAGUAAAAUUGCAAUAAAUGGCCUGGAAAACAGGGUAGAAGUUGGGAAAGACCAGCAGUUCACAGUAAACACAAAGGGAGCUGGUGGACAAGGUAAAGUGGAUGUGAAGAUCUCCAGCCCUUCACGGAAACCUGUGCCCUGUGUGGUGGAACCAAUUGUUAGUAAGGAUGCUAGUGUUGUAAAGUACAUCCCCAAGGAAGAGGGGGUCUACACAGUAGACAUCACCUAUGAUGAGAAUCCUGUUCCAAGUAGCCCCUUCACUUUAGAAGCCAUACUUCCACCAGAUCCCUCAAAGGUUAAAGCUUAUGGACCAGGACUGAAAGAUGGUCUUGUGGCCAAAUCAGCUGAAUUCACCAUAGAUACCAAAGGAGCUGGCACUGGUGGGCUGGGUCUCACCGUGGAAGGUCCAUGUGAAGCCAAAAUUGAAUGCUCAGAUCGAGGGGAUGGAACCUGUUCUGUCUCUUAUUUGCCAAAUGAAGCUGGUGAAUAUCUCAUCAACAUUUUAUUUGAGGAAGUUCAUAUUCCAGGGUCUCCUUUCAAAGCAGACAUUAAACUACCUUUUGACCCAACCAAAGUUGUUGUUUCUGGUCCUGGUCUGGAGCGUGGAAAGGUUGGAGAAGCUGCAAUACUUAAUGUUGAUUGUUCAAAGGCUGGCCCAGGUGACUUAACAGUGGAAACUGUAUCAGAAAAAGGUGCUAAGACUGAAACCCAUAUUCAGGAUAAUAGUGAUGGUACUUAUAUAGUGAGCUAUAUUCCACUGCAGCAUGGUAUGUACACAAUUGAACUCAAGUACGGAGGACAGACAGUACCCAAAUUCCCAGCACAUGUACAGGUGGACCCAGCAGUUGAUACUAGCAAUAUUAAAGUAUAUGGACCAGGCAUUGAAGGGCGUGUUUUCUGUGAAGCUACCACUGACUUUACAGUAGACUCCAGUUCACUGACUACAAUUGGAGGAAAUCACAUCAAAACAUCAAUUGCAAACCCUUCUGGUGCUCGGACGGAUUGUUUGAUCAAGGAUAAUGGCAACGGCACUUAUGCCGUGGAAUACACGCCUUUUGAAAAGGGUGUUCACACAGUUGCGAUAAGCUAUGAUGAUGCGCCUGUACCAAAAAGUCCCUUUGAGGUCGAAGUCGCAGAAGGAUGUGACUCCUUGCGUGUUCGUGCUAUUGGACCUGGACUUCAGGAGGGGAUCACUAAUAAACCCAACAAAUUCUCUGUGGUAACCAGGGGGGCAGGAACUGGUGGUCUUGGUAUUACUGUUGAAGGACCUUCAGAAGCAAAGAUGUCUUGUAAGGACAACAAAGAUGGCAGUUGCAGUGUUGAAUACAUCCCUUAUGCCCCUGGAGAAUAUGACUUGAAUAUUACCUAUGGAGGACAACACAUACCUGGCAGUCCAUUUAAGGUACCAGUCAAAGAUGUUGUGGAUCCAAGCAAGGUUAAGUGCAGUGGGCCUGGGCUGAGUUCAGGAGUCCGGGCCAAAGUUCCACAGGAAUUCACUCUAGACUGUAGUAAGGCUGGGAAAGCUCCUCUUGAAGUGGUUGUGCUGGGACCAAAAGGCACGAUUGAGCCUGUUGAAAUUAUUGACAAUGGUGUUGGAACUUACACAGUCAGAUACACGCCUUCACUUGAAGGGCCUUACUCCAUUUCCGUAAAGUAUGCAGAUGAAGACAUUGCUCGCAGUCCUUUCAGAAUGAAAGUACUGCCAACUCAUGAUGCCAGCAAAGUAAGAGCCAGUGGACCAGGCCUUAAUGCCACAGGUGUACAGGCCAGCCUACCUGUGGAAUUCACAAUUGAUGCCAAAGAUGCUGGAGAAGGACUCCUUUCUGUACAAAUCACUGACCAAGAAGGAAAGCCCAAGAAGGCGAAUAUCCACAACAAUAAUGAUGGCACAUACAGCGUUUCCUACAUACCAGAUAAGGCUGGACGUUACACUAUCGUCAUCAAAUAUGGUGGAGAUGAGAUCCCCUCGUCGCCUUACCGAAUCCGUGCGGUAGCUACUGGUGAUGCCAGCAAGUGCACAAUGUCAGGGCCUGGUGUUGGACCCACUGUUCAGUUGGGAGAAGAAUUGGGGAUUGUGGUUGAUGCGAGAACUGCAGGCAAAGGCAAGGUCACUUGCAUAGUCUCCACCCCUGAUGGAACAGAAGUGGAGGCAGAGGUUGUUGAGAAUGACGAUGGAACAUAUAACAUUUUCUAUACUGCGCCUGAGAAAGGAACCUACGUUAUUUACGUGCGUUUUGGAGGAGUAGAUCUUGUGAACAGUCCACUCCAUGUAGUGGCCACAGAUGAAGUUCCAAUAGUGCCGCAGCAACUAGCACAACAGCAGCAAACUCUAAAUGCGUAUCCCCCUGGCUUCCAACCCUGGGUUACAGAUGGUUCUUACCUGCCAGUGUCCGAAAUGGAUGGUGUGGGCUUCAGACCUUUUGAUAUUGUCGUUCCUUUUUCUCUCAGAACUGGGGAGAUCACAGGUGAAGUUCAAAUGCCUUCUGGCAAAACUGCUACACCAGAAAUCACUGACAAUAAGGAUGGUACAGUCACUGUUAAAUAUGCUCCCAUAGAGGCUGGAUUGCAUGAGAUGCACAUCAAGUACAAUGGCAAUCAUAUCCCAGAGAGUCCAUUGCAGUUCUAUGUGAACUAUGCAAGCAGUGGACAUGUGUCUGCAUAUGGCCCAGGACUCGUCUAUGGUGUUGUGAACAAACUAGCCACAUUCACAAUCGUAACAGAAGAUGCUGGAGAAGGUGGUCUGGACGUAGCCAUUGAGGGGCCUUCCAAGGCUGACAUCAGCUGUACGGAUAAUAAGGAUGGCACCUGCACAGUCUCUUACCUCCCGACCUUCCCAGGAGAUUACAGUAUUCUUGUUAAAUACAAUGAGAAGCAUAUCCCUGGAAGUCCUUUUGCUGCCAAGAUUACAGAUCCCACCUUGCGAAGGUCACAGGUUAAAGUUGGCUCAGCCGCUGACAUCUCCCUGGAUAUCAAUGAAAGUGACCUCAGCCUGUUAACAGCAAACAUUAAAGCACCGUCUGGCCGAGAUGAACCAUGCCUGCUGAAGAGACUGCCCAACAACCAUAUUGGAAUCUCCUUCAUCCCACGGGAAGUUGGUGAACAUCUUGUCAGCAUUAAGAAAAAUGGUAUACAUGUGGCAAAUAGUCCAAUUACCAUCAUAGUUGGGCAAUCUGAGAUAGGAGAUGCCAGCCGAGUCAAAGUCUGUGGAGAAGGUCUGAAGGAGGGCCGGACAUUCGAGAUGUCUGACUUCAUCGUGGAUACACGAGAUGCAGGUUAUGGUGGGCUUGCGCUAUCCAUUGAAGGCCCCAGCAAGGUAGACAUCAACACAGAAGAGACUGAGGAAGGUACCUGCAAAGUUUUCUACUGUCCAACCGAACCUGGCACUUACAUUGUUUACAUCAAGUUUGCUGACGACCAUGUACCAGGAAGUCCAUUUACAGUGAAAGUAACAGGUGACGGACGAAUAAAGGAAAGCAUUACUCGUAGACGAAGGGCUGCAUCAGUAGCAACUGUUGGAAGUAUCUGUGACCUAAACUUGAAGAUUCCAGAAAUCGACAUCAGUGACAUGUCUGCUCAAGUAACCAGUCCUUCUGGAAUGAUUGACGAUGCAGAGAUUGUUGAAGGUGAAAAUCAUACCUACUGCAUCCGGUUUGUGCCCCAUGAGAUGGGUGUGCACACAGUUAGCGUGAAAUACAGAAAUCAGCAUGUACCAGGCAGUCCAUUCCAGUUUACAGUUGGCCCACUAGGUGACGGAGGAGCCCACAAGGUGCGAGCUGGUGGCCCAGGUCUCGAACGUGGAGAAGCAGGAGCCAUAGCUGAGUUCAGUAUCUGGACCCGGGAAGCUGGUGCGGGUGGCCUUUCUAUAGCAGUAGAAGGACCCAGCAGAGCAGACAUCUCAUUCGAAGACCGGAAGGAUGGAUCUUGUGGUGUGUCUUACACCGCACAAGAACCUGGUAACUAUGAUGUGUCGAUCAAAUUCAACGAUGAGCACAUCCCUGGCAGCCCCUUCCUUGUCCCCAUCACUACUUCAUCAGAUGACGCACGCAGACUUACUGUUGCUAGCCUUCAGGAGUCAGGGUUAAAACUUAAUCAGCCAGUUUCCUUUGCUGUGAGAUUGAAUGGUGCUAAGGGUUUACUUGAUGCCAAAGUUCACAGCCCUUCUGGAGCAGUGGAAGAAACCUACGUAUCAGAAAUUGAGCAAGAGAAGUAUGCCAUUCGUUUCAUCCCUCACGAGAAUGGUAUUCACACUAUUGACGUCAAGUUUAAUGGCAGUCAUAUCACUGGCAGUCCAUUCAAGGUUCGCGUUGGGGAACCUGGGCAGACUGGAGAACCAGGCCUUGUUUCAGCCUAUGGAAUAGGUCUGGAAAAAGGCACCACAGGUACCCAGUCUGAAUUUACUGUUAAAACAACAAAUGCAAGUCCUGGAUCACUUGCUGUUGCAAUCGAAGGACCAUCUAAGGUGAAGAUGGACUGCCAAGAGUGCUCUGAAGGCUACAAGGUUCUGUACACACCAAUGGCACCAGGAGACUAUCAAAUUGGCAUUAAAUAUGGUGGCCCUCACCAUAUUUUAGGUAGUCCUUUCAAGGCAAAGGUCACAGGUCCUCGUCUGGUUAGUGGUGGCAGCACACAUGAAACUUCUUCAGUCUUGGUAGAAUCGGUGACCAAGUCAUCCAUUAGCAGCUCCUACAGUGCUGUACCUAAGUUCUCUUCUGAUGCCAGCAAAGUAGUAUCCAGAGGUACUGGUCUCAGCAAGGCACAUGUGGGACAGAAAAGCAGCUUUACAGUGGACUGCAGCAAAGCAGGAACAAAUAUACUGCUGGUUGGUGUCCAUGGGCCAACUAUUCCUUGUGAGGAGGUCUCUGUGAAACAUGUGGGAAAAGAACAAUAUAACGUGACCUAUGUAGUCAACGAGAAGGGACGCUACACUUUGGUGGUAAAAUGGGGUGAAGAGCACAUUCCUGGUAGUCCAUUCUGUAUCACAGUACCAUAAAGGCCACCUCCCAUUUUCAACAAUGGAACACUCCAAUUCACAGCCUUGAGUUUUUAGAAGAUGCCACAAUUGCAUAAAAAAUAUCUACUAUGAGGUGGACUCCAUUAGUCUUACAAUGCUCUUAGUAUCAGCUGGUUUAAAGGAUAGAUUGGGUAAAAGUAACUAGCUUUACCAUAAUUCUCAUUGUGUAGAAACAGAAUAUAGUAUGGAUUUUGUAUAAAUAUGAGCUAAACUGACAAUUGUAAAACUCGAUAAAUAUGAUGGUAUUCUGGGCCUAUUUUGCAGUUUGACUGAAGCCACAGACUUUCUUGGUCUUCAGUCAAACUCAUACUGAACACUAACAUGGGCAGGAAUUGUACUGUUGAAUUUUGAAGUGAUUUAUUUUCCAGACAUGACAAAUUUCUUACUUAGUCUAAGGAACUGUAUACACUCCAGGUUGGUAUUCUAUUGGGAUCAGUUCUACUGUGGAGUAGAUUUCACCUCGGAUGUUGUUUUCACAAGGAGUGUAGAGACAGACCAAAGCUUCAUAGUAGUUGCAAGAAUCAUCAUUUAACCAGUGGAGAUUCUUGGACUCCCAAAAUUUCUGCUAAAAUGCGUAAAACACUGAUAGUCAUAAUUUUUUUGAUGGGGAAAAUUUUGCUGCCGUUGUCUUCUAUAACUUUUCUAUGUCUAGCCUUAUCUACAAUUUCUGCUUCAGAAUAUUAUGGAACUGCAGAACUUAAGGAUUGAAUGAAAAUAAAAAUGAGGGUAGCAGAAGAUUUCUUAUGUACAUUUGGGUCUGCCUUCCCAGAAGACAGGUGCCUUCCCAGAAGUAAAAUUCCUCAACUAAUGCUGUUUCUUAUAGUCUGAGCUGGAUAAACUCGAGACACAAAUCAUGCUUAUACUUCUUCCCCUACCCCCUACCACCCAUACAUUUUUUUGACAAAUAUGCUGCCAUUUUAAUGUACCUAGAAUGUGAAACCCUCUCACUUGGGCACAAUGGUGGAUGUUUUGCACUUAUUCAGUACUUCAGACUGUAUUGUAUACAGGAAAUGAAGAUUAAGUGGGAACUGUGUUUGAAAUGUCACUGUCUUCAAGCUCAGAACUUCAGCUGAAAACCAUGUGGAUUGUAUGAGAUUUUGGUCUCCCAUCUUUUGAUUUCUAAUUUCACUAAUUUGACUGACUGGUUAAUUGGGAUAAAACUGGAAAAGAUUUCCAGUCACGAUAUUGAAACACUGCACAACCUUGAUCUUGUACCUAGUUAAUAAUAGCCAAGUUAAAGUUCUCUGACCAGAUCCUUGCACAUGCUAUUUGGGUGAAACCAUAGUAAUUCAGUUUGCACAAUGUCUUAACCUGAGAUCAGACAUUACAUUACACAGAUUGUUUCGCUUAAACUGAACUUUAAGUUCUAUUUAUAUUCUGACCUUAACUCUACUAAUUGUUUUCCUUCUGGAGCUUAUUUUGUAAUUGAAUGUUGUAUCUUUACUGAUAGCAAGUUAAUAAAUCAGUGUCCUUUUUCCAUUUUACAAUGCUUUGUGCCUUACUGUGAAAGUCUUAAUGUAACUUGGAAUUGACCCAAUAAACUUUAAAUGCAAAA
Callorhinchus milii (elephant shark) is the source of this 9193-nucleotide messenger RNA. RefSeq names its product filamin-B (gene flnba). Gene Ontology annotation, molecular function: actin filament binding. Gene Ontology annotation, biological process: actin cytoskeleton organization. Lineage: Eukaryota; Metazoa; Chordata; Chondrichthyes; Chimaeriformes; Callorhinchidae. The annotation marks the transcript as partial. The transcript is spliced from 45 exons. The record is from RefSeq and is a predicted model, not a curated record.